Messenger RNA from Fulvia fulva, 1113 nucleotides. RefSeq lists its product as uncharacterized. The transcript has a single exon. NCBI's taxonomy places the organism in Eukaryota, Fungi, Ascomycota, Dothideomycetes, Mycosphaerellales, Mycosphaerellaceae. The record is from RefSeq and is a predicted model, not a curated record. The coding region runs from base 1 to 1113 and encodes 370 amino acids.
AUGCCCAAGCCAUUUACGAUACCUCCCGGCACCCUGUUGCCCUUGGAUCUUGACCAAGAUUUGCCCUCGGAUGCUGAGGAGGAUCUCAAGGCCCUUUUUGGCGAGCGUGUGCUGGGAGACGCUGGAAGAAAGAAGAGACAAGACGAGGCGCGAAAAGCCAAAGACAAGUCGAAGCGAAAGACGACCGGAUCAGGGAUGUUUGACACAAUCUUUCUCGACGAACAUGUCCCAAACCCACCACCGCCGCCGUCACCCGCCAACGAUGCCACACAGCGUGCUACGCCGCCGCCGCCACCAUCAUCACCACCGCCAGCCAAUGAUACUACACAACCACGACCAUCCGACCACAGACAAAACGCACCGCCACCGGCCACUGAUGCUACACAACAGGCCAUACGGCCACCCGCCACUGAUACUACACCACAAGCCGCACCAGCCAUUGCUAUCGGAGUACCACAAGAGUCAUUUGCGGCAUACAAAGAUGCAUGGGAAAAGAUAGGAUCAAACAAGUGCAGUCCUGCAGACCUACCGCUUCCCCUCUGCACUACUAAUGUCCAGAUACUACGUACUCAGCUACGGAAUGAGGUGAAGGCUCUUCAUGCAGCAACAUCCCGUUGGGAGGUGCUCAGGCGAGAGCACUUGGAAAUGAUCAAUACAAAGACCCGCGAUGAAAAGUACACAGGUUACAACAUCUUCAAACUCCGCACAGAAAUGUUCCUGGCCGAUGGAGUCUUCGCCGACUGGAAGGUGGAAGAAGAAGGUGGACAUGCCGUUGUCAAGCUGUACUGGGACGCAGCCAGAACCAAAGAUCUGGACGCAAGUGAUACGGAAGAGGACCUGAGACUACAUAAUGGCAAGCUGGCGGCUCUCCAAGAACACUUCAAGAAGGAGAAAUUUAGAGGGCAUCAGGAUCAGCUUGAUAGACGCACGAAUUGCACGCACCUUGACGUCGAGCGGAGGACCAGCCAAAACAUGAUGGUCAAGGCGAUCUACAAUGGCAUCAUGAACUUGAAGGAGCAGACCGAGAAGGCCAUCAAGCGAGGUGGAAAGAAUCCACAACAAGAAGACAUUGAUGCAGAGAAGUGGGUACCAGAUCGAGAUCCGGAAGAGUGA